Molecule: messenger RNA, 2379 nt
Organism: Parasteatoda tepidariorum (common house spider)
Lineage: Eukaryota; Metazoa; Arthropoda; Arachnida; Araneae; Theridiidae
Product: equilibrative nucleobase transporter 1
Biological process (GO): transmembrane transport
Molecular function (GO): transmembrane transporter activity
Source: RefSeq, a predicted model, not a curated record
GAGGGAUAUAUCAUUUGAUGUUUUCGCUUCACGGCGGCCGAAAAACUACUUUAGCGCAGAAAAAUGAAAAAUUAGUUAUUAAUUUUUAUUUAAAACUUGUGUUUGCCGUUUAUUUGAAAGUUCUAAAAUAUUUCAGAGAAAAUAGAUACUUUGGAAACGUUCAAAUUUACUCUUAUUGAUAAUACAACACAAUUCUGUGAGAUAAAAUGAAUAUUUAUCAUUAACUGGAUUUAAAAAUAUUUGUUUUAAAAUUAUUUUGGUUUUCUACGUAAUUUCAGAAUUAAAGACAUUUUUCAGUGAUGAGGCCGGCCACCCGGCAGUUCGUUCUAUGGUAUGGGCUUUUUGAGACUUUUAUUUUCACCGGAAAUAUUUUCGGGUGGACAUCUCUCCAUUAUAUGCUCAAAUCAGAAGGUAUUUAUGAAAGUGUGUGUGGAGAUAAACAAUUGAUAAGAAACGCAUCAAGUUGGAAUGAUAGUAGAGACUAUUCAAUUUCUGAAUUGGAUGAAAACAAGAAUUUCGUCGUGUCAUCAAAAUUAGAAACACGUAAUUAUGGGACAUGUGAUAGACAAGAUAGUAUUCUGAAUCUGGCGUACACUAUCGGCAGUUUCUGCAUGGGAUCCACGUCAUUUAUGUGGGGAUUCUUGCUAGACAGAUGGGGUCUGCGCAUAGUUCGACUUAUCAUCAAUGGUCUCGUUACCAGCGGAUGUAUUCUUUUAUCAUUAACCAUAAGAGAGACAUCAUUUUUACUGUUUCCUUCGUUGAUUUUGAUGUGCCUUGCUGGUGUACCUCUACGUUUAGCUAAUAUGCAGAUUGCUGACUUGUUUCCUGAGAAGAGAUCGACAAUUAUUACACUCUACAGUGGAGCCUUCAGUGCAUCUGCAUCAGUUUUUGUUUUCAUUAAAUAUGGUUAUGACGCUGGAUUGCCUUGGGAGUGGGCUUGCUUCUUGCUGGUUGUUCUCAGUGUCCUUAUGUUGCCAGUCACGUUAUUUGUUUUUCCUGCUGACAAGUUCGAAGUUGAGAAAAAGGGUCUCUUUUCUGGUAAAGAAAUGGAAGUGUCUUCAGUGGCACCAUGUGUCUGGGGUACAUUCAACUACAUCAUGGAUGAACCUCCAUUCAAAAGAAUUCAACAAAAAUCUACGAAAUUUGAAUCAAAUAUUCAUAGAGCCAAGGAAAUAGAUAAACAGGUCUCUGUUGAUUCAACAAAAUCCGUACCACUUCGUGAGUCUUUAUUUUCCGUCUCCUAUUUGUUGCACCAGUAUUGGUUUUGUUGGUUGUUGCUCUACACUAUCAUUUAUGUUGGAACUCUCCAUCUAUGGUCUGAAAGGAUUACGACUGAUCGAGAUGAAGAUGCAUUCUUUUCGGAAUUAUAUGGCCUCUUUCAAGUGACUGGUUUGUUUUUGGCUCCAAUUGGCGGCAUUUUCAUGGAUUGGAGCAUAAGGAGGGUAACUAAAAAAAGCAAAGAUGACAAUCCGGAUUCAGCGACAACCAUGUUAAGCGUGAUACGCUCAUGCUUUUGGCCCAUGUUCUUAACGACAAUGUUGGAAGUGAUUGCUCAAAUCUGCAAGUUCUUCAAUGAAAGGAUUGCAAUAUAUGUUUCUAUAGUUGCAGUUACUUUACUAAGAGCUUUCUUUCUAUCAAUUGGAACUGCUUAUUUGCGAAUACGAUUUCCAGCAGAACAUUUCAACAAACUGCUCGGAAUCAUGAGCACUAUGUCAGCCAUAGCUAGUCUCUUCCAGUUCCCCCUAUUCCUAUGGGAAGCAUCGUCUCCAAAAAGCGUCCUCUAUGUGAAUGUGUUUGACAGCAUUUUGUUAGCUAUAGCAAUCAUUCAUCCUGUACUGUUAAUAAUUACACCAGUGCAAAAGUAUUUCUUGAAAGAAGAGAGAUCUGAAAAGUGCGAACAUAAGACAAUAGAAAAGUGAAAGCUCUGCAGACAAGAAUAUUUUACUAUUCAGGAUUAAAAAUCCUGCUACUAUCAAUGGGUGAAAUCAAUUGUGAAUGGUGAAGUAGGAUAUAUCAAACUUUAUGUUGGUUAAAAUGUAAAUUGAUGAAAAUAAUUAGGAAUGAAAAAAUAUGUUACAUUGAACUCUGCACUACUAUAGAAAAAUGUUGCAUAUUUUCUUUUCCUGAUUCAUUGAUUGCAUGAUGGUGUAAAAUUUUUGUACAUAUGAAGUGUGACAUAUGUGGUGAAUGCAACUAUAUGGGUAUUUAAUACACAGUUCUCAAACACUUGUUUUUGGUUGUUAAAUUUGUCUUCAAACUGUAUAUAUUUUAUGUAUUUAGGAUAUGCUGCUUUUAUACCUGAAUUUAGUCUGAAAAACGAAGAAGUAUUGACAGUUACUGUUUUAGAAAAUAAUAAAUAAAAAAAAUCUGUUAUUCGGC